Molecule: messenger RNA, 2917 nt
Organism: Tachyglossus aculeatus (Australian echidna)
Lineage: Eukaryota; Metazoa; Chordata; Mammalia; Monotremata; Tachyglossidae
Gene: RAVER2
Product: ribonucleoprotein, PTB binding 2
Exons: 12
Coding region: 1-1992 (663 amino acids)
Cellular component (GO): cytosol
Molecular function (GO): mRNA binding
Source: RefSeq, a predicted model, not a curated record
AUGGCGGCGCCUUCGUGGUCGUCGUGUCCGGGUCGGGCGGGGUUGGGUGCGGGUGCGGGGGUGCCGGUGCCGUCGGAGGAGGAGGAGGAGGUGUCCCGGCGGCUGCAGCGGACCCGGCGGGAGCUGAGCAACAGGAGGAAGAUCCUGCUCAAAAACCUGCCGCGGGACAGCCACACCCAGGAGGUUCACGAGUUGUUAAAAGACUACGAACUGAAGUACUGCUAUGUGGACAGGAACAAAAGAACAGCAUUUGUUACCUUACUGAACGGCGAACAAGCCCAAAGUGCAAUUCAGACGUUCCACCAACAUACUCUGCGGGGCAAAGACAUCGUGGUCCAGUUCCAACCCACAGAUGCCCUGCUCUGCGUCACCAACCUGCCCACCUCCCUCACCUUCCAGGAGUUCGAAGAGCUCCUUCGUGCCUAUGGGAACAUCGAGAGAUGUUUUUUGGUCUACAGCGAAGUGACUGGUCAGUCCAAAGGCUACGGCUUUGUGGAAUAUAUGAAAAAGGACUCGGCGGCCAAGGCCAGAGUGGAACUCAUGGGGAAAGAAUUGAGGGCGGGCAGUCUCUUUGCACAAUGGAUGGAUAUUAACCAGCUGGAUCCCGAUCUCAUUCAUUCGAAGUGCCUCUGUGUCGAUAAGCUCCCCAGUGACUUUGCUGACUCCGAGGAGCUUGUGCGACUCUUCUCCCGUGUCCAUACCCCUGUGUUUUGUCAGUUUGCACAGGACGAGGGCUCCUACGUUGGCGGCUUCGCCGUGGUCGAAUACGACACCGCCGAGCAGGCCGAGGAGGUGCAACGAGCGACCGACGGCAUGACCAUCCAGGGAAACAAAGUCCGCGUGGCCUUCUGUGCCCCAGGGGCACCGGGGAGAAGCACGUUGGCAGCGUUGAUAGCGGCCCAGCAAAUGAUGCUCAAUAAUCAGAAGGGUUUACUUCCAGAACCAAACCCAAUACAGAUCAUGAAGAGUUUAAAUAAUCCUGCCAUGUUGCAGAUUUUGCUUCAACCCCAGUUACGUGGAUGUGCUGGUAAACCAGCAGGCCUCGGAGUGCCCCACGGUUUACCACAUCUAAUGAAUCCCACAAUCAAUCCUGCGUUUUUACAGAUGAACCCAAUUCACCAGGUGUCAGGCCUGGGGAGCUCCUCGCGCUUCCUCCUCCAGAACCUCUGCUACCUGCAGGUAGCUCAGCAGCAACUGAUGAAGAUCGACAGCCUUCACAGCACCAGUAAGCCAGGACUCCUCGGAGAGCCUCCGGCCACGGUUCUGCAGGCUGCACUGGGCAUGGGGCCGACACCUUCGCUGAAAGCAGAGUUGGGACAUCACGGGGAGGCACUUAAAGCGCCGAGCCUGGCUUCCCCUCCGACGGCGGCCUCCGGCGGGAUGGGCGCCUUUCCCUUCUUUCCAAACCAGCCCGUGGUGGGGCCGGCCCUGCCCGCCAGCGCUCAGGACCAACCGGUGGGAUCGGCGGAAGGAGCUGGCUCCGUGCCGCCGCAGCCCUAUCUCCAGAGCUUUCCCGGUCUUCCUCCCGCAGGCCUCCGGACGGGACCCCCUAAGCAGCACGGCCAGCCAAAAAACACCGAGACCGGCUCAGGGCAGAUUUCCUGUAUAAACCAGCCUUCCCUGUUGGGAGAGCCUCCACGAGAAAUCCGCCUCAGUACGAAUCCGUACUUGAACCUGGCCAGCGUGCUGCCUGGCUCCUGCCUGCCGCCCCCCGGUGCCAGUAAAACCAGCCCUCUGCAGCAGCUGGGAAUUUCCAAAAGCCUAUUGGACGCCGCCUUGUCUCAGGGAGCCCCUUCCCAGCAGACCCUGGAGAGCUACCUGCAUUAUUCCCAGCAGUUCGGAGACUAUGCCUCGGGAUCCACCCUGAGAAGCGAAAAGCGAGGUUCCUCCUUCCUGAUUUCGGUGCCGGAAGGCGGGCCGGUGGAGCCGGCGGGCCGGCAGACCGAGGGCUACCCGCCAGAAAACCUCUUGAAAAAGAAGCGUGUGUACUGAGGGCGUCCCAGCCGGCACCCCCCCACCCCGUCCCUGGUUUCCCCCACCACCGGUUUUACCCCUCCGCUUUCCAGCGCCGCUGCCUUAACUCCACGCCGCCGCUCCACCGCCCACGAAAGCAGGUCAGAAAUGCGCAGGAGGAAAUGUUCCGGCAGCAGGCAGAUUGGCCAAAGGAAAAAACUUGUAGCAAUAAUAAAAAAAAAAAAGGCAUCUCUCUGGGAGCAUCUCCCCUAGGACCCGUGCCUUCCAAAAAGGGCAGGGCGCUCUACCAUCCUCGGCCCGUUGUCGACGUCGACAGUGUUUCUUGUUUUGUGAUAGAUACAUUUCCUACGAUUUUUUUUUUUUUUUUUGGUAAAUGCAGCAAUAAAGGAAGGCACGUUUUCCUUCUUGGGCCAUAGAAAGGUCAGUGGUGUUUUUUUCCCCCCCAUUUAUCUGCAAGCCAGGGUGCAGCUCAGCUGCUUUUCCCUAAGAGCAGCCUGAGUGUGUAGGUUUUUGGGGGUGUGGAAGGGUGAGUGCCCUGGUGAUGCCUUUUUUUUGUAUUCUGUGCGGUGUAUGCAGGUUUUAUGGGAUGCUAUGGAAAGUGUGGGGGGAGAAACUGGAUGUUAUGCUUCUGAACUUUGCCUUUGGACGUAAGCUAGAGUGUGAAUUCUGCCCUUUUCAAGUGAGGAGAGUCUCCUGUCGUGUCUUCCCCCCACUUCAUCAAGGGGCAACCACUCAAAUUAUAACUUCAGCUCCAGGUGAGAAACGCUCCAUCGCCACCGGCCCUGAACAUCCAUUUCCCCCUCCUGGUGUCCGUCGGCUAGAAAGACGCGAGCAGUCCUCAGUUUACCUUUCCAGGGCCACGAGGGCACCGUCCCCAGGGGUGCUGGCAUGGAGGUAGGAGGGGUGGAACGGACAAAGAUCGAUCCUUAGGCGGCGGCGGCGG